Messenger RNA from Petromyzon marinus (sea lamprey), 2897 nucleotides. RefSeq names its product leucine rich repeat containing 17 (gene LRRC17). Gene Ontology annotation, cellular component: plasma membrane. Gene Ontology annotation, molecular function: protein binding. The record is from RefSeq and is a predicted model, not a curated record. NCBI's taxonomy places the organism in Eukaryota, Metazoa, Chordata, Hyperoartia, Petromyzontiformes, Petromyzontidae.
UUGAGCUUUAUAGGACGAGAGUAAAAUGUAAAAGCCAGAGCGAGCCAAAGCUGGCUUGCAGCCGCACGUGAGCUUUGUUCAGAGUGCGGGCGCUGGCCAUGUGCUACAAGUAUUGAAAACAUUAAAAAAGGCUCACCUGCGUGCAUCCGGAGAGGUCGAGGUACAGCAAGCGACGGCAGCCGGUGCGAGUGGCCAGCUCAGUUUCACCGCGGAGCAGACCGCAGUCUCCAGACUCCUCCUGAGCGUGGAUCUCGGCCAGUGAUCGGGGUGGUGGGGGGGGGGUGAACAAAAAAACCCAGGGAGAGGACGUGGCAAGACAAGCGCCCUGGAGCACACCUUCUGGCCUCUUACAGAAAUCCCCAGUGAGACUUUGGCGUCAUUGUGGCGCAGCAAUGCCAGGCGGAGGAGCUGUGCGCUGGGCGUGGGGCUGCCGUUGCCCCGGAGCCCUUCUCGUCUUCUCGCUCGUGAUCAUCGCUCUGCUUCCUUGCAUCUCUACGGAGAAGAACUCACGCAGGCAGCACCCAGGUGCCCGUACGCACGCAUGCUCGGGGGACUGUCGCCGGGAGCAGAGGGCGUUUCCCCGCAGCGUGGAUGAGUGCGAGGUAUUCUACUUCAACGAAGAGAAGAGCCUGGAUUGCAGAGGAAGGGGCUUAACCAGCCUGUCGGCUAAGAUUCCCCACAACAUCAUUCACUUAAACAUGGCACAAAACCAGAUUAGCGUGCUUCUGGACUACCAGUUUGUCAAGUUUCAGGAGCUCAAAUCUCUAGACCUCAGCGGGAAUGUCAUUCAAGAAAUGCAAGCAAACGCGUUCGCAGGCCUCAACGCUCUGCACACUCUGCUGCUGCAGUUCAACCGCCUGGCGGUCGUCGCCGAGGAGGUGUUCAUUCACCUACCGAAGCUGCAAUUUCUCAGGAUUUACAAGAACCCCUGGCACUGCAGCUGCGAGAUGGAGGGAAUGCUGCACUGGCUGCAGCUUCCCAGCAGCCGACACAUGGCCCUCUACGCUGAGUGUAGCUCCCCCUCCGAGCUGGCCGGAGAGAAGCUGAAGAAGGUGAACCUGCAGGUGCUGUGCCCCGCAGCCGCAUGGGGCACCUACUCCAGCCAAACAGACCCGAGCAAGGACACCACAGACCCCAAAGAGGAAACCGUACCCGACCUCACUCCUCAAGUAACCACGAUUGGCAAAUGCGUCGUCACCAACUUCCCAACGUACGCCGUCAAUUGCCACGGCAAAGGACUCCUCAUGAUUCCGAAGAAGCUCCCGCUGGACAUAACCAGCCUGGACAUGUCCUCUAACCAGAUUCACCACCUGCUGGCCGGCAAACUGCAGUCAUUCAGGCACCUUCGCUUCCUUAGUCUGCGGAACAACAGCCUGGCCUACAUCCACCCUGACGCCCUUGCAGGGUUGCACAUUUUGGAGCACGUGGACCUGCGCAACAAUGACCUGUCCAGCCUCGAGUUUGGGACUCUCAAGGACAUGUACCACCUCCAGUCCCUGCUGAUCGAGGACAACCCCUGGAGGUGUGACUUCGACAUUCACUAUAUGGUCUACUGGUUCAGCUACCACAUGGGGGUGAGGUACGGCGAGCCUGUGUGCACCCAGCCGCCAGAGUUCAAGGGCUGGACUCUGGCUAAUUACAUGCGCCGUUACUACAGCGACUGCUCCGCCAGAACAAUCACGAGAGGCCGGUUAAACCAAGCAAACUCCUCCUCAAUUGAGAACCAGUGGGAUAAUAGAAACAACAGCAUAGAUGAAAGCGUUAGUAUCAGCACCAGCAGCAUAGGCGUCUCCCUUCCGUAACGUCCCACUCUUUUCAUCUUCUCGUGUGCAGCGACAAAAAAAGCCUCAGCUUGUGCCUCGCAUGAACGUGCCGUAAAGCACGACCGUUGGCUUGUCCCUUAAUGCCGUGUGUCAAAACGUGCGAGCCAAAGAGGAUGUUUUGUUUUACUGGCGACCACGGGGUUGUGUGCGUGCGCCCGCGUGUCACCGUGAGUGAUGUUUGGGUUUGGGCGUGGGUCUCGGCAGGUAUGGAUAUGUAAUGGUGUGACUCAACGCCUGGUUUGGUCUGCCAGAAGCCCUCCACUACAGUAAAAGCUACAAAUUCUACGUCCUUAAUGGCGACCUUUUAUAAUGAAGCUUGCAAUCUUACAGAGCCGGCAGAAGUGGCAUGACGUUUAAAUGCCUUAGUAGCAUAACCCUAAGUUUUAACAAUAUUACAUUGAAAUAGAAUCUACCCACCAAACUGGUCUAAUGCAAAUAUCUUAUGUAUCAUAUCGGCCAGUCCCAAAACUACUCUUUACCCCGAAUGGAAAAAUGCACUGUGUUCUGACACUAACCUUAGUUAGGAAAGUGACAUAAUUUAUGUUAUCUCAUUAACUUAUAUUAGCUUAAAAACACAAUCUCAAAGAAAAUUUUACUCGGGGUAUUUUAUGCAACUGCCCAUCACUAUUUGUCAAUACUAAUUAGAAUCCUCACAGUGAUUUCAUUACCAAAGUGAGACAAACAUCUUUAAAAUUAUUUACAAAUGUAAUUUUACUCUUCAAAGCAACACCAAUGUCAAAUUUGGCACUGGAAAAAUAUUAGUGGAAAAGGAUCAUUGCUUUGCAGACACUGUCUCUCUGUCACAAACACCAAACCACACGUUUAUUUUCCCAAUAGGAUGAUCAUUGUAUUUGACAGUUUUCAAAUAAAAUGUUGGGGUUAUUCAGUUGGUCAUAAUUAUUAAAAACUCAUGUUUCUACAAUACUUAUGCUUGUAUUGUGUGGAUAAAUAAAUGAUUGGUUGACCGCUAAAAACGAUUAUAGUUUUAACUCCGCAAAUGUGCCCCAGUCAACAAUUAUUAAAAGUGGGAUUUCAGUUUUUUAUGUAAUAAAAAUGCUCGUGUUGGGAUGUAAG